UACUUCUGCGACAGCAUAAAAAAAAGGACUUGACAAUGAUUUGAUACCAUAUUUAAGUAAUAACAAUAGCGGUUAGCGUGUUGCCUUAAUGAAAUCUGAGGGAUGAAUGUGUGGACUUCAGAGACAGCUGUUUUUUUUUUAAGGACUUGAUAAUUUUCUAGUCAUGGUUUGAUAUCAUAUUUAAGUAAUGACUAUAAGAACAAUAGCAGUUAGCGUGCUACUUAAAUGAAGUCUGAGGAGUGAAAAUGGUUUGUGACGGCGUUGUGUGUGUUCCUAAUGAACAAAGCGUUUGUGCUAGAGAGCGCGCCAAUAGAAUAGGGGCGGGCGUCUUGUGUUUCGAACGGUGGCAGAGAAAACGGUCCAAUAGUCAACAGGUGACGUCGAACGUUCUAUCGAAUAGCAGACGAGCGCGUUCGAGACGCCCAAUCAGCGCAGGGUGAUUGGGUGGCAUUAUGGCUUAAAAAGGCCGCGUUCGAAAGCGCCGUUUAUCCUGUUUUUCUAUCCGUAAAGUAUACAGCUCGACGUUAUGGCAAGAACCAAGCAGACCGCCCGUAAGUCCACCGGUGGCAAGGCGCCGAGGAAGCAGCUUGCCACUAAGGCUGCCCGCAAGAGCGCGCCGGCUACCGGCGGCGUGAAAAAGCCUCACCGUUACAGGCCCGGCACCGUGGCUCUGAGGGAGAUCCGCCGUUAUCAGAAGUCUACUGAGCUGCUUAUCCGCAAACUGCCCUUCCAGCGCCUGGUGAGAGAAAUCGCUCAGGACUUCAAGACCGACUUGCGUUUCCAGAGCUCGGCCGUCAUGGCCCUGCAGGAGGCGAGCGAGGCAUACCUGGUCGGUCUGUUCGAGGACACCAACCUGUGCGCUAUCCACGCCAAGAGAGUGACCAUCAUGCCCAAGGAUAUUCAGCUGGCCCGCCGUAUUCGCGGAGAGCGCGCUUAAACGACAACUCGGUCUAAUAUACACAAAGGCUCUUUUAAGAGCCACUUCAUCGUCUCAGAGAACAGCUAAUUUUCGGCAGUUUAUAUAUUAGAACGUGGUACAGAAAGAAAAGAUGAUAUUAAUAAUGUUAUGUGUGUUAAUGACGUACAAGGCUUUCUAUUUAUCAGCAUUAUUAAAAGGCGGCGUUGUGUGUUGCGCUGGAUGGAGCUUGCCUGCUCUCGUGUGCCCAACCUCGGGAAAGGCAAUUUCCCAGCAGCGGUAUUCUGUCAUAAGUGUAUAUUUGUAGUUAGGCCCGAGUGGGGUAAGAAAUGUUACAUGGUUAAUAUUACCGUGUCCUCUUUUUAACCCGUUCAUGAUCAUUAUUGUAUACAUUACAAAGAUAAAGGUAAUGUUCUUCCCUAUUUGUAGAUAUUCUCGAAGUGAAAUAGAUGAGGCCACAAAGGGAACACAUGAAGCAGUGAUGAGAAUGAAAUGGCAAAUAACAUUAGAAAUACAUGAAUAAUGUUAUCAUAAUAGAAUCAAGGUGUGUACUUUAACAUUAUAAAAUAUACAUAGCAGUACAUUCAUAAUCAUUACCAUGAUGUAUGAUUAUGUUUUAAAUGUGUUGUGGUGGUGUGCUGUCCGUAUAUCGUCUGUCUGGCUGGCGCUCGCACACAUAUAGUGAGAUUGGAGCAGCGUUCCGAGUUCUAGAACUAUCCUGAUGGUAUGAUUGAUGAUUUCUCCCUUUAUGACGCCGCGAGUUUUCAAACGUUGUGGUGUCUGAGCUGCCUCUGUAUUCAUUUGAACCGAGUUGUAUUGUAUCAUUGGUGUAUCUAACCUAUUCAUUUGG
Ictalurus furcatus (blue catfish) is the source of this 1766-nucleotide messenger RNA. RefSeq names its product histone H3. Bases 527 to 937 code for a protein of 136 amino acids. The record is from RefSeq and is a predicted model, not a curated record. The transcript is spliced from 2 exons. Gene Ontology annotation, molecular function: DNA binding; structural constituent of chromatin; protein heterodimerization activity. Gene Ontology annotation, cellular component: nucleosome. NCBI's taxonomy places the organism in Eukaryota, Metazoa, Chordata, Actinopteri, Siluriformes, Ictaluridae.